AUGUCGAACCGCUAUUCGGUUUUCUCGACCCAGUCCGCCGGUCUGUCGGCUGGGCCACGACCACAACAAGGGUCCCAGGUGUCGACAACAACGUUACUGAAUGCCUUGCAUUCGUUCUAUACCGCUGGCCAGCCAUACCAGCUAGACUCGGCUACCAGUUUAGUGGUGAACACAUGGGUGACUGCCGCGACCACGUUGCCGGAUGGUCGAAACGGUGCCACUGUCGACCGUGAUUUGGCUAUCCGGGCUUGGGAACAUGCCCGACGACGAGCUGAAGAUGGAUGUAUCGUUCUAGGCGCCCUUCAUCAGUCCACUCCAUCUCUGCUGGAACCGUUCCUCACAUCGAUCCCCGUUGAAACACCGGGGGUAGCAUUUGCGGCACUCGGUGCUCUGCGACCUUUCCUCACUGCAGUUACCUCAUUCAAUCCUUCGUAUUCUCUCCACUCGGCUUUCGCUGCUACAUAUACCUUGACUUUGCCAGGAUCAGUCGUUGGCCUCUCUUUUGCUUUGUCCACCUCUGGUAUCAAUGUCCGCAAGGGUCUUUUGGAGAUCCAGCCUGAGACGGGCUACCGUGCAUUCGAUGCAUUCUACUACCUGCUCACAUCUGCAUCUACCGCCGCAGAGCGUGAGUUCCUGGACUUGAAGGACCACUCUGCCUACGCCCUACUCAGCCGAUCCAACACCUACACGCCGCCCUCCUACCUUCCCACCGCCGACGAUGCUGCCGCUGCAGAAGAUUUCCGUGCUUGUAUGAAGGCCAUUGGCAUCAAAGGCGCUUCUCAACGUGGUUUGCUCUCCGUUCUCGCAGGUUUGCUGAAGCUAGGCAAUGCGGCCGGGUUUGAGGCGGACCAAGAUGAUCUGGAGGAGAUCUGCGAGGAUGCUGGUGGUCUUCUCGGAAUCGAUCCUGAGAACCUCUUGCAUAAGUGCUCCACUGAUGAGCGCGAGGUUCUCAUUGCGGGAAUUUAUGAGGCCCUUGUCGAUUGGGUAAUUUCGAAAGCCAACGAAGCCAUUGCCGCCGAAAUCCAGAUUGCCUUGGAGAAUGAGUCCGGCACAGGAGCGCAGUGGUCAAAUGAAGAUACCGUCACUCUCACGGUGGUUGAUGUUCCCAGACCUGCUCUGGCCAAAGCCAUCAUGAUGCGAGGUGUCUUCGAUGAUGCCCUCGGACUCAAUGCCGAGAUGAAGGAUGAUGGAAUCCCAUUACCACCUAUCGGCGGCUCCGUGAUUAGUGAAAUGAACUCUGCAGUGGCACAAGUGGAGCCUGACCUUGGAAUCACUACUGGCUCUGCUGGGAGAGAACGUGAACACGAUUUAGACAAGCGGCAGGGUGUCUUAGAAAAGAUCGGUGUGGAACUCGAGGUAGAUGCUUUCCUGCGACGCAUCUUCUUCCCCGUUGAUACUGAAGGUAUCUCCGUCGGCAAGCGAGGCCGUUUCGAUCUUGCUACAACUCUCAACAGCAGUCGUGUGUGGUACCAUCUCUCCCUCCAUCCCACUGAUGACAUGCCAGAACAGCUUGCAUUGGCCGCAGGUCCUGCUUGGUCCGCCGGUGCAGUGUCCCGUCAAUUACGUGACUGGCGUCUUCCGGAAUGGGCCAACCGUCGCCUGAAACAGCUCGAUUUCACCGCAGAUUUCGAUGUCGAGGAGUUCGUGGGUCGGUACGCACGACUUGGUUGUGCCGAGGGCCAGGAUGGUGUCGAGAACUGGAUCAUCGAGAGAGGCUGGAGCAAUGGCGAUGCCGUUGUAGGUGAACAACGUGUCUGGAUGCGGGAAGGUGCCUGGUGGGAGGCCGAGAGUAUGCUGGAUCUUAAGCCAGAGGAGGUUCCAAUUAACCCGUUCAUGUAUGGCCCUGCCAUGUACGAAACUGGAUACACUCCUGAGGGUACUCCCAUGGGUGAAUCGACCAACCUACUCAACAUGGCCCCUGUCGGUGCCAUGGCACCCAGUGUCAUGGGCGGUGCCAAGUCCGUUGCCCCCAGCGCACCAUACACCCAGGCUGGUGCUACUGGCGGUGAUUAUGGUCUUGGUCGCAAGGGCGAUGACAAGAAAGGAGACAUUGCCUACUACGACGAGUAUGGCAACUAUAUCGGUGAAUUUGACCCUGAGUUCGGUGACCCAAAGCACAUCGAGAAGAAAACAAUCACUCCUGGCCGUCGACUUUGGGCCGGUUUUGUGUGGGCGAUGACCUUCUGGAUUCCCUCAUUUGUUCUUCAAUAUGUUGGCCGCAUGAAGCGUCCCGAUGUGCGUCUGGCUUGGCGUGAAAAGUUUGUCUUGGUCGGUCUGAUCUUGCUUUUCAACGGAAUCGUCUGUUUCUACAUCAUCGAGUUCGGUAAUCUUCUUUGUCCCAACAAGGACAAGAUGUGGAACGAGAAAGAAGUUGGAUGGCACACAACAAGUAACGAUUUCUUCGUCAGUAUCCACGGUCGUGUCUACGAUAUCAGCAAAUUCUACCGUCAACAGCAUAGUGACAUUACUGGAGAGGACACCAGUUCCACAAACAUGGAACCAUUUGCGGGUCUCGGCCUGGAUGCUUACUUUCCUCCCCCUCUCACCCGCUACUGUUCUUCAUUUGUCACCGAGCAGUCUAUUACUCUCUCCAACAAUGAUACCAACGCUAUUCUCUACCCCACGGCCGAGCACAAAUCGGGCCCUACUCAACAACCGAUUACGACCACUGCCCUGCACAAAAUUACCUGGUAUGAAGACGUCUUCUUGCCAAAGAUCGGUGACUACUACAAGGGUCCUUUGGUAUGGACCCGCAAAACUGUUCAGAACCAGGCCAACGCCGACGCUCGCUAUUGGGUCAUUUUGAACAAAAAGGUUUACGACCUAACAAACUAUUUCUACACCGUCAAAUUGCAGAACAACCUUGCCUCGUACGACUUCCUUCCAUCGGCUGUCACCAAACUUUUCAAAGAAAACAUGGGCGAAGAUGUUACCGAUAAAUGGCAAGACACAGCGGACUUCAAGAAUGCUGAGACUUGUCUCAACUAUGUCUUCUAUGUGGGCGAGAUUGAUAUCCGUGAUUCUCCACGUUGUACUGUGAACAACUGGAUCUUGCUCUCCUUCACGGUUUUGAUUUGUGCUGUUAUUCUUGUCAAGUUCCUGGCAGCUCUGCAGCUGGGAUCUAAGCGUCGGCCCACUCCCCAGGACAAGUUUGUUAUCUGCAUGGUUCCUGCUUACACUGAGGGUGAAAAUGAUCUGCGUAAGGGUCUCGACUCUCUAACUGCUCUUCAGUAUGACAACAAGAGAAAGCUGAUCUUCGUCAUCUGCGACGGUAUGAUCGUUGGUGGUGGAAACGACCGUCCCACGCCUAAGAUUGUUUUGGACAUUCUUGGAGUUGAUCCUAAGAUGGACCCGCCAGCGCUGCCCUGCAAGUCACUCGGUCAAGGAAGUGAGCAGCUGAACUACGGCAAGGUCUACUCUGGUCUCUACGAAUAUGAGGGUAACGUCGUGCCUUAUAUCGUUGUGGUCAAGGUUGGCAAGGAGUCUGAACAGCGGAAGUCCAAGCCUGGUAACCGUGGAAAGCGUGAUACUCAGGUUCUUCUGAUGCAGUUCCUUAACCGUGUCCAUCACCGCUCGCCUAUGUCGCCUCUUGAACUGGAAAUCUUCCACCAGAUUAACAACGUCAUUGGAGUAGACCCGGAGCUGUACGAAUACUGCCUGAUGGUCGAUGCAGAUACUACUGUGAGGGAGGACUCCCUCAAUCGACUUGUUGCUGCUUGUGCAGCAGAUGCGAAGAUUGCCGGCAUUUGUGGUGAGACCAGUCUUCAAAACGAGGAGCGCAGUUGGUGGACUAUGAUCCAGGUUUACGAGUACUACAUCUCGCAUCACCUGGCCAAGGCAUUCGAAUCGCUUUUCGGCAGUGUUACUUGUCUUCCUGGAUGUUUCACCAUGUAUCGCCUUCGUACUGCGGACAAGGGACGCCCUCUUAUCAUUUCGGACAAGGUCAUUCAUGACUACGCAGACAACGACGUCGAUACCCUCCACAAGAAGAAUCUGCUGUCUCUUGGUGAGGAUCGUUACCUGACCACCAUUAUGACUAAACAUUUCCCGACCAUGUCCUACAAGUUCAUUCCCGAUGCCUAUGCUAGUACAGCUGCUCCCGAAGCCUGGAGUGUAUUGCUGUCGCAGAGACGUCGCUGGAUUAACUCGACAAUUCACAACCUGGUCGAACUGGCAUACCUGAACGAUCUAUGUGGUUUCUGCUGCUUCAGUAUGCGUUUCGUCGUUCUUGUAGAUUUGCUGGGAACUAUCAUCCUUCCCGCCACUUGUGUCUACCUCGUUUAUCUGAUCUACCGUGUCGCCAGUCACAGUGGAGCUUUCCCUAUGAUUUCAAUUAUCAUGUUGGCUGGUGUUUAUGGUCUUCAGGCAAUCAUCUUCAUUGUCAAGCGUCAGUGGCAGCACAUCGGAUGGAUGCUCAUCUAUCUGCUUGCCUUCCCAAUUUACAACUUCAUCUUGCCCCUGUAUUCCUUCUGGAGACAGGACGAUUUCACAUGGGGUAACACCCGUGUCGUCAUUGGCGAGAAGGGAGACAAGCGAGUGAUCGCUGUGGAAGAUGAGCCAUUCGACCCUCGUAGUAUUCCUCUCCAACGCUGGGACGACUACGCCAUGGCCAACAACCUGCCCGGCCGCCGCGGUGAGCUUGGCGCCAGCCAAGAGAAGGUCUUCUACAACGGCCGUUACGAUGACAUGGCCAUGGAGAUGGAUGAUAUGCAGUCGCAAUACUCAUCUGUCAAGCCGGCGUCCACCAUCUUAACCGGAUUCCCCGGCCAAGGUCGCCACCAGCCAUACAUGCCACCUCAAUCGCCCGCUCCCUUCGUCGGCGGUAACGUCCCUGGCAACCGCAACUCACACAUGUCCAACUUUUCCCGGUACACGGAUAUGCCACAGAUGAGCGCCCAGAUGGGCGGUCACUCUGCCUCGGCGUCGAGACACAUGUCCAUGGGUGGUCUCAGCGCUUACCAAGAUAAUCCGGCCAAUGCCAGCCGCCACAGCGUCGGUCUCGGCCAGAGCACAGAUAAUCUCCUCGGUGGAAUCUCCCGCUCUCGCAGUCCCCUGGGCCAAUUCCCCUCUAGGCCUGCCAGUACCGCCUUCGAUUUCCGUGCUGGCAGCGGUCCCGACGAGGCUUCCAUCACCGAGGCUAUCCGCAGUUGUCUCGCAGAAGUUGAUCUGGACACCGUUACCAAGAAGCAGGUCCGCGUCCUCGUUGAACAACGUCUGCAGACUUCCCUCGCGGGCGAUAAACGUGCUUUCUUGGACCGCCAGAUUGAUCUGGAAUUGGCCAAUAUGUGA
Penicillium nucicola is the source of this 5289-nucleotide messenger RNA. RefSeq names its product putative chitin synthase (gene csmB). Gene Ontology annotation, cellular component: cell septum; myosin complex; cell periphery. The transcript is spliced from 3 exons. Gene Ontology annotation, molecular function: cytoskeletal motor activity; chitin synthase activity; ATP binding. Bases 1 to 5289 code for a protein of 1762 amino acids. Lineage: Eukaryota; Fungi; Ascomycota; Eurotiomycetes; Eurotiales; Aspergillaceae. The record is from RefSeq and is a predicted model, not a curated record.